GAAAAAUUUCUGUAUUAAAAUGUGUCUUACAAAUAACUUAAUUUGUGCUUCUCUAGACGUUAGUUGCACAUAACUAAAGAUCCAGCGGUAAUUUUUAAGAUCCAAUUAAUGAAUUAGACAUAAAUUAUUAAAGGAGUUUUAGUGAUUUUAACGAAAAUCUGUUUGGAUCAGAAUUAAUGUAAAAUAAUUAAAAUUUCAUCAUAAAUACGAGGAAAUAGGAAUCGCUAAUAUGUUAUUUAGACUUGGUUCAUUACGGUUCAUUAAACUAAUUCCAAAUGAUAAGAUGUUAAGUUUCAAGACGCUUGAAAUACCAAAAAAGAUUCAUCAUACUUUUAUCAAAACAUCGCCAUUUACAAGCUGUAGCAUUAAUCAAUCAAGUAAAAUUGAUCAAGUUAAACAGAUGUCACCAGAAAAAAACAGCUUUGUCGUUAAUGCUCUUCAAAAAUUCAGAGAGAAUCCUUAUGUUAGGAUCAUGAGAUUAGACCGGCCAAUUGGAUCAUUUCUACUGUUUUGGCCCUGUGGUUGGUCAAUAGCUUUAAGUGCAUCACCAGCAUGCAUACCUGAUCUCACGAUGUUGGCUAUUUUUGGAACUGGAGCGAUAAUAAUGAGAAGUGCUGGAUGUACAAUAAAUGAUAUGUGGGAUAAAGAUAUUGAUUCAAAAGUCCAAAGGACCAGCACACGACCAUUAGUGACAAAAGAAUUGACAAAUUUAGAUGCGUGGUUCUUUUUAGGUGGUCAAUUAGGACUUGGAUUAUUAGCUUUGUUACAAUUAAAUUGGAAUGCUAUAUUACUUGGUACAAGUUCCUUAGGUUUAGUCAUAAUUUAUCCACUUAUGAAACGCGUUACAAAUUGGCCACAAUUUGUGCUCGGAAUGACCUUUAAUUGGGGUGCAUUAUUAGGAUAUUGUGCUGUACACGGUGAUGUAAAUUGGGUUGCUUGUUUGCCAUUAUAUACAGCUGGUAUUUGUUGGACGAUUAUUUAUGAUACAAUUUAUGCUCAUCAAGAUCGUGUUGAUGAUUUAAUUGCUGGCAUUAAAUCUACCGCUUUAAGAUUUGGUCGAGAUACAAAAAAGUGGCUAACAGCAUUUUCAGCAGUAAUGCAUUCAAGCUUGAUAACGACUGGACUAGUUUGUGACUUGACAUGGCCAUAUUAUGUAUCACUGUCAGUUAUUGCAACACACAUAGGACACCAAAUCUUCACAUUGAAUAUUGACGAUCCAACGGACUGUGCAAAAAAAUUCUUGUCUAAUAAUCAUGUAGGAUUAAUAUUAUUUUUGGGCAUUGUGAUGGGAGUUUAUCUUCAAAAUCCAGAAACCAGUGGAAAGAAAGACACAGUUCAAAUACUUCAAAGUAUAAAUUCACCUCAUUGUGUAGCAUUGCAAAGUAAUAAAGAUGUUGAUUAAAAAUAAAUAGAUGUUAAAUAUACAAAUGUUUUGUGAUUAAAACAGCGUUUCUUAAUCGAAAAUUUAAAAAAUCUAUAGUUUAAUUUUUGUCCCAUACACA
Molecule: messenger RNA, 1502 nt
Organism: Chironomus riparius
Lineage: Eukaryota; Metazoa; Arthropoda; Insecta; Diptera; Chironomidae
Source: the annotation of a GenBank genome assembly